AUGAUUCCGAAGUCGGGCACUGGGACUAUCACCGCCGAAACGCCUUCAAAGACAUCAUCCAUGGUCUUUGUUGGAAAAGUCUGGGCCAUCUUGGAAAAUACGGAAAUGAGCCGGAGCCGGGGCGUGGGGGUUCACCUGGCAUUUCUGGCCCCUCCUGUCGGCGCCGAUGAACCGGCGCAGGGCAAGAAGGCCGAAAUCGCAGCCCCCGAGGUCGGCCGGCUUUUAGGCCUCCGAGAGCCGUUCGAGGGCCGGACACGGGUCCGUCUACAGCCGGAACGUCGCACAACGUAG
Molecule: messenger RNA, 291 nt
Organism: Colletotrichum costaricense
Lineage: Eukaryota; Fungi; Ascomycota; Sordariomycetes; Glomerellales; Glomerellaceae
Exons: 2
Coding region: 1-291 (96 amino acids)
Source: RefSeq, a predicted model, not a curated record